Molecule: messenger RNA, 375 nt
Organism: Didymodactylos carnosus
Lineage: Eukaryota; Metazoa; Rotifera; Eurotatoria; Philodinida; Philodinidae
Source: the annotation of a GenBank genome assembly
AUGGUUUGUGUUCCGUGUAUAUUUAUUGGCAUCGGUAUUUAUGUAUGGUAUAAAUUUAUUGAACCGUAUGUAAGACCAUUGUAUAAUCAGUUAGUAAUAAAAUUUCCAUUUAUAAAACCUUAUGGAGAUUUUCUUGGUGAAAAAAUAGGACAAGCAUGUCAAAAAUUAGAACAAUUUGGUGAAAAAAUUGGUAUUCGUAUGCCACAAUCAUGUCCAAGACCGCAAGCAAAUAAACAAAAAACAAAAACAGAUUUAAAUGAUACUGGUAAUGAUAAUCGUGGAAGUAAAUUAUAUCCCCCUCUGGAUGAAACUUCAACAAGUCAACUUCAUCAGCGAACACCAUCAGCACCACCACCUCCUUAUACAGUUGACUAA